Messenger RNA from Zingiber officinale, 1563 nucleotides. RefSeq names its product pentatricopeptide repeat-containing protein At5g66520-like. The record is from RefSeq and is a predicted model, not a curated record. Gene Ontology annotation, molecular function: protein binding; RNA binding. NCBI's taxonomy places the organism in Eukaryota, Viridiplantae, Streptophyta, Magnoliopsida, Zingiberales, Zingiberaceae. Gene Ontology annotation, biological process: RNA modification. The transcript has a single exon. Bases 1 to 1563 code for a protein of 520 amino acids.
AUGUCUAAGGAGUACUUUUCAAAUGAGAUGCUCUACUUGCCUGCCCUACGAUCUUCUAAACCAUACUCGAGGGACCUACAGAAGCAGCUAUUCUUGAUGCUUCAACAUUGCAGGAGCAUGCAACAACUUAGUCAGUUGCAUGCGAAAUUGGUUGUUAAUGGCUUCUUCUACAAAAAUGUACUCAUCACGAAACUUCUCUCCUGCUGCAUUGCAUCUGGGAACAUAUCCUAUGCAUCUCUAGUGUUUAACCAGGUUCUGGAACCAAAUACCACCCUCUGCAACCAAAUGAUCAGGGCAAGUUUUCGUAGUGAUGUGCCUGGGAGAUCCCUAUACAUCUACAAUAGAAUGAGAAGUAAGGGAGGGAGAGAAGAUACACAGCCGAAUAGUUACACCUAUGCCUUCCUCCUUGCAGCAUGCACCAAGGCAGGGCCAAAUUUCUUAACACAAGGGGAACAGUUGCAUUGUAGGGUUAUAUCUGGUGGCUUUGGUUCCAGCAUUUAUGUCCAAACAAAUUUAAUUAACAUGUAUUCUGGCACCUCUAGUGAUGGCAUUUCUAAGUCCCAUAUGAUAUUUAAAGAGAUAGUCAAUCCAAAUAUAAUAUCAUGUAAUUCCAUGUUGGCUGGAUUUCUGAGGUCUGGCAAUGUGCUAUUAGCGAAUCAGUUUUUCCAUGACAUGCCCGCUAAGGAUAAAGUUUCAUGGACUACUAUGAUUGCAGGCUAUGCCAAGACUGGAAUGAGUGAUCAAGCACUCAAAUGUUUUAGUCAGAUGAGGACUCAUAUAAAGCCUGAUCAGGUUACGAUGAUCGCUGUCCUGACUGCAUGUGCGAACUGGGGAGACUUGGAACUUGGUCGCUUGAUGCAUGGUUAUAGCUGCCAAAUUUUGCAUGGACAAAAAUGUUUGGUGAAUCUGAAUAAUGCUCUAAUCCACAUGUAUGUGAAAUGUGGAGCCAUCGAUGAUGCUUUUCAGGUCUUCACCCAAAUGUCUCAGAAAAACACUGCCUCGUGGACGACUAUGAUUGCAGGACUUGCAAAACAUGGUUGUGGCAAUGAAGCAUUAGAUCUCUUUCAGAGAAUGCAGGAAAAUGAUGUGGAGAACGAGAAGCCUGAUUGGUUAACCUUUAUUGCAGUCCUAUGUGCAUGCAGUUACCUAGGUAUGGUGGACAAGGGGCUUUUCUACUUUGAGCAGAUGAUUACAAAUCAUCGAAUCAUACCAAGGAUGGAGCAUUAUUGCUGCAUCGUCGACAUGCUCAGUCGAGCAGGACACUUAAAUCAAGCUCUAGAGAUGAUAAAAAAGAUGCCAAUGGAACCUAAUUUUGCUAUUUGGGGUGCUUUAUUGGGUGGCUGUUGGAUACACAAGGAUGUAAAACUUGCUGCUCAGAUAAUUGACAAACUUAUGGAGCACGAACCGGAUAAGGUGGCUGGCCACCUUAUCUCAGUAUCCAAUAUAUAUGCUGCAGCUAUGAAGAGAGGUGUUAGUCAAGAAUUCAGGGAGAUGAUGUUGGAAAUGAGCAUUAGAAAGCCCACAGCAAGUAGCUUAAUAUAUAUGCAAGGAGGUAAUGUUUGA